Cimex lectularius (bed bug) is the source of this 406-nucleotide messenger RNA. RefSeq lists its product as uncharacterized. The coding region runs from base 52 to 363 and encodes 103 amino acids. The record is from RefSeq and is a predicted model, not a curated record. Lineage: Eukaryota; Metazoa; Arthropoda; Insecta; Hemiptera; Cimicidae. The transcript is spliced from 3 exons.
CAAAAAUACGUAAUCGUCGUAUGAGAAUUUUGUUUUACAAAUAUCAAGGAUAUGCUAUCGGUAGUGGUUUUCAUCCUGAUCGGCACCUGCCAAGGGCUCCCGUGCAAAUUCAACCCGAUGUGUUCCUGCAAAAUGGGCCCGACUUCCCAAUACGAGAACAAGACGACCAUCACUGACAUCUCAUGCGCUGGCGUGCCGUUUUCCAGGCUUCCCGAUUUUCCCGGGACGAGCACGUCGAACAUUGACGUGGUCGGCAGCGGAUUAGAAGUGGUCGAACCGGACUCGCUCGGUUCUACACAACUAUUGUCCGUCCGAUUUAUUAGCAACAGCAUUUCUGUAUUUUCCGACAAAGCACUCCAGUAAGUAAUUCCGUUAUAAUGACGAAAAAAAAACGUCAAUACAUCAA